AUGGCAAUUCUUGGCUACCAACUGGUCUCCACUUUGAUUGGCAUCAGUUUACUUACUAAGCUCAGUGCUCAUUUUUCGUUUACUCGAGUAUUUGUGUAUGGCGGCAUAUAUCGCAGUCUUUUGCCAACUAAUAAGGAAAUUUUGGAAAACGCAGGACUCACGAAGAUUAGGUCAAAAGGAAGACGAAACAAUGGCGCUUGUGUGGGUGGUAAUUGCGAUGGUCGUAGUGACCCUAUUACCUUCCAUUUCCCUCGUUCAACUCCUUUCAAACUUCGGAGGGCUGAGGUUCAAUGUCACGAAAUCUCUAUUCUGCCAUUCUAUACAGAUCUUGUGUGGCUUGUUGAUUUCUCUCUAUGUGCGUUGUUCGUCCUUUUCAUUAACGAUUUUGCCUCCUUUUUCCGAUACAUUCUGCCUCCUACUUCAUCAGCCAAUAAGACCACCUCAUUUUUUUUAUCUGUUCAUGGAUUUUUCACCCCUAGUACCGUCAAUUUGAACCUUGUAUGGAGUCUUUUUAUUGUCUGGUUUGCGAUGGGUUCCCUUUACUCCGUUCUUUGUGUCUAUCUUGGUCGUGGUGAGAACAGGGCAAAGGUGAAUGAAAGAAAUGUCAGUUCUUCUGAGUGGCCUCUUCUUAUGGUUACUGGAUUCUCCUCAUUUAUUGCUGCAAUGUUGUGUCUUUCUCUUGACGCUAGCUUUCUGGACUUACGCCUAUUGCCAGCCUACGGCAAUUUGACCUUUUCAUUUUCACCAAAAACCUCAAAUGUCUCGGCAAUUAGUUGGGGCAUGUUUCAGGCCUGUCUCGCAUCUUACGCCGCUGUAGUUGGAAUAUUGUUCGUUUUUCCCAGCCUCCAAUAUGGACGCAUUUAUGUUCAAACACUGCGGGACCCCAAUUCUUCGUGGUUGAUACGCGUUCUCUUUAAUCUCAAUCUCAUCGCACCCCAGUUGACUCUUCUCCUUUGGGUUGUGCCGCUGACAGCUCGAUUGCCCGCCCUGCUGCUACAGCACGCAGGAACUGCUCUGGGUGGAGCCCAAAUGAGUACUACUUUGCUUUCCGUUAUUGUACCCUGUGCUCGCGCUUUCUCCUCCGAACGGAUCUGCAGCUUGCGUCUCCUCUUCACUCUCUUCACCGUUAUUCUCCGUAUCGCAAUGACAAAGAGACACAUGCAGGCUUUCCUAGACACUGCGCAAACGCAUCUUGAUCGUCUAAAUCGCGAGCCAGGUCGCAUUACUAACCGCGAAGUGCAGCGCAUCGUGGCCAGCGUCUUCCAUUGCUUCAAUUUCGCCGCUCUCCAAUACCUCGCGCCCUCCAUACUUCUUGCUGGUCUUGCUUUUUCCUACAAGGCCUCUACUGGUACGGGGUGGCUUCCCCUGGCCCCACAGAUCACUGUGGCUCCCUCAUCGCCUACUUCAUUGAUGUCGGCAUUAGAGGCUUUCGCAGGGCAGGACUGGGAUUUGGUCUUUACGGCACCCUGGUUUUCUGCCCUCCAACACACUCGUGAGGUCUUCGGAGAGCUAUGGGAGUCGUUGCGAUGCCAGGCUGGUUAUGUUUGUCAGGGAGUUCUCGGAUUUACCCUUUUUUGGUGCCUUGCCGCGUGGCAGGCCGUUGCAGUUACCGGUGUAGCCUAUCACCGCUUUGUAGAUUAG
This is a messenger RNA of Hydatigera taeniaeformis, 1641 nucleotides long. Lineage: Eukaryota; Metazoa; Platyhelminthes; Cestoda; Cyclophyllidea; Taeniidae. The record is from the annotation of a GenBank genome assembly.